CAGAUGCUCUCCACCUGAUGUGACAUUUUCAUCGUACUCGUCAACAUAUUUGGAAGCAAUGAGAGGCAUAGUGGGACUAUUGCACUACGUGGGACUUUACCUUCAACUUAAUGCAGCUCUCACUAUAGAACAUGGUGAGCUGGAUAAUUAUUUACAUGGAAAUGCUCUCUUCACAGAGGUGCCCCACGACGUCACGACAAAGAGCGGCAAGGAUGUAGAGAUGGCGUGCUCCUUCCGCGGCGCAGGUUCUCCUUCUUCGCUGGAGAUUCAAUGGUGGUACAACAAGGAACACAGAGACUGGCCCAAGAAGCCUGCACAUAUCACAAAUGAUGUUGUUCCUCAGCAAGAGCCCUUGAAAGACGCCACUAAAAUUAGUGUCGUGAAAGUAGCAGGCAGCAACAUUUCACACAAACUUCGGCUGUCCAGUGUCAAGCCGUCAGACGAGGGCACCUACGAGUGUCGUGUCAUCGACUUCAGCGGCUCUGUGGUGCAGCGCCAUCACGUUUGGGCCUACCUCCAUGUGGAGUCUAAUCAAAGCACAGAUGUCCACGGGUCAGGGCGUCAGUCAGACCAGAUCAACAACCAGCACAGGAGUGAGAACGAUGAAAAGAGGAUGAGGUCGCAUCCCUCCUGAGUGACUGCACUAUAAGCCUACUGUCGAGAAAGAAGCCAGCUUGUUAGUGUGCAUGUACAUGACUGAGCAGGACAAGGAGAUCAUCAUCAUCCUCCCUGCAAGUGGAGGCAGUCUUCACAACUGGUUUACACUAUUAUUUAUUUGUAUACUAGGUAACAGUGCUGUAAAAUUCCAGGAAAAAUACAUUAUAAUAACUCUUGUUCUAUACUUUUGCUUGUUUUAAAUGUUAACUGAUGGAUGUGGAUUUUAUGAGUAAAACCUGUACAGGUGAUCAUGACUAGCAAUGAAACAGGAUAUCUGAAGAUUGUUUUGAAUGUGUUGCUAAUUCUAUAUGUAUAGUACAUAAAUGUAAAUUCCAUCCUGAAUUGAAAUGAAUUAUUCAUCGGUUUUCGUUAGCAGGAUCGCAGGUGAACUGAACUGAACUGAAGUGUACUUGGGAUCUAAAGCGCUUUACACUCUUAUUUGGUCAGACAGUCAGAGGGCACAGUGUUGUUUUCGUUAAUGAUGACUAUAACGAAACUAUUUCGUCGAUCCACAAUUUUUUUCAUGAUGACGAGACUGUAAAAAGCUAAAAAGGCGUCUAACAAGACGAAUGCCAGUUUUCGUCUGACAAGACAAGAUGAAAAAUGCGCCAUAGUUUCUGUCACAUGUUCACAAUGUGUGACAUUUUAUGUGUAGUUAGCCUGCAUCGUAGCAGUGUCUGUAUUACUGAUGUAAUGUGCUGCACCCCACCCCCCAGCUCUGUCCUCGCCAGUCUCCAGACUUGCUUGUUUUGAAAAACACACGAUAAGAUUUGUUUUCUUUUCUUGGCAAGAGAGAACAUGCAUUGUUGCUUUAGCCUGUAAAGGUCUGUGCUGAGUGAUCAUGACACACUAGAUGUAACUCCUAGCAUUAGAAUAUCAUUCAUCUACGCUUUAGCAUUAAGCUAAUGACAACGGUGAAAGUCCUCUUAAACCCUCGGACAACUUUUUUUUACAUACAGUUCAUGGCGUCCAGGUGGGUGUGUGAUUAAUUGUAAAUAAUGUACUGUUUUCCUGCUGAGUGUGUAUUAUUACCAAGUUGGCAGUGUUCUUGUAGACACUACAAUAUUUGCUUGUCUGUCAAUAGUUAGAAACAUUUAUUUAUUUUUAAAGUAAAACUUGUGAAUUUUACAGAUGAAAACAAAUUUGAGUAAAAAUCUACUAAAACUAGAUGAAAACAAACACAUUUUGAAAUGACUAAAAUAUGACUAAGACUAAUAAGUACUAUCACCCAAAAGACUAAGACGACAAUUAAAAGGACUGCCAAAAACAGCACUGAUAGGCAGGGGCGCUGGAAGUCACUCACAGCAGAGGGGGGCUAAGGAUCUUUUUCACUUUUUCCCAUCCAAAAACAGCCCUUUCGGUCUAAAUUUGUCAUGCUCUCGCGUUUUCUACAUACAAGGCGUGCAUAAUGGCAAUACGCACGCACGCUGGAUCGUUUACGUACUUUUACUAUGCUACCACAAAGACAGCGUUCCAUUUCACUUACUGUGUGUAUUGGAGUUUUUGUAUUGGAAGAAAACACACUCGUGUAAUAUAAUGCAAAUCCCCGCAGCUAGACGGUGCAAUGACACACGAACACAUUUGAAAGCUAAAACCGAAGUUUGUGGGCUCUUUAACACCUCAUUUUCACAACACUAAAAUAAAUUCCACACGAAAAUCCACAAAUAACUGCGCUCUGCGCAGCAGCAGCUCAACAGCAACAAUAACAAUAAUAUGGCUACAGUGCAAGCAUGUCUUACCUAAAUGAAGACACCAAAGGACAAUGAUCUUGAGUUUCGACCUCGAAUUAAAAUUUCAAAAAAUUUCGCUGUUUUUGUGCCAUGUUAUCGCCUCCUCUGUCAUCACUUUUCCAUUCCAAUAGCGCCUUAUGCAACGUGACCCGGUAGCAACAACAACAAAAAAAAACUACCAAAUCACUCCCCUCCCAACACCAGGGGAUGCUGCUGUACCCUCACCCAACUUCCCGCGCCACCGCUGAGAGUGCACUGCAUACACAACCCCUAGCAAAAAGUAUGGAAUCAACAGUUUCGGACAAGCACUCACUAAGACAUUUUAUCAUGUAGAACAAACUCAGAUGAAAAGCUUGAAAAAAAUACUGAAUUACCGUAAUUUUCGGACUAUAAGCCGCUACUUUUUUCCCCUCAUUUUGAAUCCUGCGCCUUAUAGUCCAGUGCGGCUUGUUUGCUGAUUUAUUUGGGUUAAUUGGUAACACUUUAAUGGCAUCAUAAAACUGCCAUAAAACCGUCAUAAUUAUGACAUGACAUUAUCAUGGGCAUUAAUGAAUGCUUAUGACAGAUGUCAUUAAGUGUCACUAAUUCAAUUUAUGUCCAGCUCGGACCUUUUACAUCCAUUCAAAAAUGAGAUAAUUUGCCGGAUGAAACAAAAUGAUGUCUGCCUUAAGCAUUCAUUAAUGCUCAUGGCAGUGUUAUGUCAUAAUUAUGAUGGUCUUAUGAAAGUCUUAUUGCACCACUGUCAAAUAAAGUGGUAGCAAAUUCCAUAACUAGCAAUUAAUGAAACAACUAGAACAGUAACUGAAGAAAGUUAACUUAGAACAUGCAUUUUGACUGUUGUUUAAACAUCUGUAGCACUGCAAUGCAAGCUAGGAGGCAUGUUGGACGACAACAGUGUUGACAGCAGUUGGCAGCAGAGGUUGAGCGUCUACCCCAAGAAAACAGUGAUGGCCAAAUGAAGCUUCUUGAAGCAAUGAAGCUCUGCAGCCAAUUGGUUCAAAGCUUCAUGAUGGUUAAUUUGGUCUUACAACAGCCUUAUGAUACAUUUUGUGGUGUAAAUAUCCCAUAAUACAGUGAGGACAGCUGCGGCUUAUUGUCCAGUGGGGCUUAUCUAUGAACAAAUGCUAGUUUUGGGUCAAAUUUGGUGGAUGGCAGCUUAUAGUCAGGUGCGCCUUAUAGUGCAAAAAUU
This is a messenger RNA of Corythoichthys intestinalis (scribbled pipefish), 3576 nucleotides long. It is a transcript of the gene vstm2lb, whose product is annotated as V-set and transmembrane domain containing 2 like. NCBI's taxonomy places the organism in Eukaryota, Metazoa, Chordata, Actinopteri, Syngnathiformes, Syngnathidae. The transcript is spliced from 4 exons. Gene Ontology annotation, cellular component: membrane. The record is from RefSeq and is a predicted model, not a curated record. Bases 59 to 634 code for a protein of 191 amino acids.